AUGAUUCUAAAACAAAAAAAGAAAAAUCUUAAGAAAUGUUUCGUGGAUCCAAUUUCAAUCAAAAAUGAACUCUUGAAUGAUUCAAAAUUCAAUGAUACUUUAUCUUCAUUAAUUAAUGUAACAUUUGAAAUUCCAUGUAAAGGUGAAAAUUGGAAACUGUGUAUUUUAUUCAUUAAAAUUAUUAACCAAAUACCUUCAAUAAGUGAUUUUUUUUUACAAAAUAUUAUUAAUAAAAUUGAUUCAUACAAAAUUUCAUUUCAAUUAUUCUGUGAAAAUUGUUCAAAUUUACAGCAAUUGAUUUUUAUAAUGCUUCUCUUGUCAAAAAUUAAUUUAUCCAAAAGAAAAAACUAUUUUGGUAAUAAAUUAUAUCAAAUAUUAAAUCCAAAAUUUAAUAAUGAUUGGCAUUCACAAGAAAAAAUACUAUUAUAUGUUUUAAAAAUUCAACAAAAAUCUGGAUCCAUUAAUCCAAUUUUUAAACCAACUAAUGUAUAUUAUAAAUAUUCUGAGACUGGUUUAAACAAUGAUUUAGAAAUAAAUAAUAAUAAUUGGUUCAGUUUUAUUCAGUUUGUUAGGGAUAAGAUGUAUUUAUGGAGUAAUUUUGGACUAUGUGUUGAAUUUUAUAGACCAUCUAUUUAUACGUUUAAAAAUUUGAAAGAAGAAAUUAUAUUCCAAUUACAAAAUGAAACUUCAAUUAAUUUAAUUAAUAAUAGUAAUAAUUCAGAUCAAUUUCAAAAAGAUUUAAAAAAGAUUAAAUAUUUACAAAUAAUAUUUGAUAAUAAUUCAUUUCGUGAUGAAUUUUUCACAUUUUGCAAGAAAAGGCAAAAGAUUAGUCAAUCUAUUGGAAUUAUUUCACUAAAUUAUCUGGAUAUUGAAGAAGAACAUGAUCCUAAUGUACCUGAAGGAAGUAAUGGCGAUAAUAGUGAAAUUAUUACAAGUUUACCAGAAGUAAUUAAUAAAAUGAUUGAUGAUGGGAAAGAGUUAAAUGUUCCUAAAAUAAACCAAGUAUUUUCAAAACCUUCAACACAGCUUGCUACUCCAGAUGAUUCAGAUCAAAGAGAUAAUUUAGAUGAAUGGAAAAUUGAUGAAACACCGGUAGAGGUUCAAUCAAUGAUUAUACCAAAACAACGAAAUGCUGAAGAUGUCACAGUUUCUAAAGUCAAAUCCACAAGGAUAGAGGUUGAAAAUACUACAGAUAUCUCAAAGAAAAUUGAAGAAGAUAAGAACCCUGAAGAUUUGCCUCUAAUUCCUAAUAAUUCUUCACUUGAAAUAACUAAAUUUGAAACAAAUAUAACUAAUCAUAAAAUUCAAAAAGCUGAAAAGAGGGUUGCCGCAGUAAACAAAAAAACAGAAGUGAUAAAUAAUAAUAAGAAGAAUAUUUCUAUCCUUAAUAAUAUCUUUAAAGUAGAUGCUAAGAAACCUAAUAAAAGACUUAAGAAUAAGGUUAUCAAGAAACGUAUAAAAGCUCCUAGACAAGCAAAAUUAUCAAAUGUUCAACAAAUUAUAACUAUACCUUCUCAGGACAUAAAUUCCAAAGAUGCAAAAUCAAUUCCAUCGAACAUAGACAAGAAAUAUGAUGGUCCUGUAUUAAGAACAAGAGCGCUCAAGAAGGUAAAUGCGGUUUCCUGUGCAAAAGAAACAAAACCUAUCAAGACUUCCAUAAAUGUGCCUAUAACGAAACAGAAAGAUAACAAUUCCAUCCAUAUAUCUCCAGUGAUUACAUCAGAUUCAAAAGAGGAUUUAGUCUUCGAAACUGGUAACAACAACGUCCUUAAUGUUAAUGAUGUCUCCGAACAGAACCAUUCAAAGGAUGAUAAAGAUAAGAUGAAUAUCCUACAGGAAUCAACAACUAUUAUUAACACGACACCUUCUAAUUUAUUAACGGCUCAAAUUUGCAAUACAUCACUAUUUGACACACAGAACUUCACUAAUGAAUUACAAGCACAAAUUAAUCGUUCUGUACUUACAUUUUCAAAUGAGCUUACUAGAAAAUUAGACAUAAUAAAUGAUGAGAUGAAUAAUAGAAUUCUUAAAGAUUUAUCAACAAAAUAUCAAGGACUAAUUGAGGAAUUCCAAACAAAAUUUCAGAAUGACACCGAGAAGAUCUUUCAAUUCAUAUCUAACUUUCAACAUUUAUUAUUACUCCCAGAGGAUGAACUGAAGAAUGAGAUAAGAAAGAGUUGUAAUUCUUCAACAAAUAAAUGA
This is a messenger RNA of Maudiozyma saulgeensis, 2202 nucleotides long. The record is from the annotation of a GenBank genome assembly. Lineage: Eukaryota; Fungi; Ascomycota; Saccharomycetes; Saccharomycetales; Saccharomycetaceae.